This is a messenger RNA of Penicillium cosmopolitanum, 1023 nucleotides long. Its product is annotated as threonine/serine dehydratase. NCBI's taxonomy places the organism in Eukaryota, Fungi, Ascomycota, Eurotiomycetes, Eurotiales, Aspergillaceae. Gene Ontology annotation, biological process: pyruvate biosynthetic process; L-serine metabolic process; D-serine biosynthetic process. Gene Ontology annotation, molecular function: threonine racemase activity; serine racemase activity; ATP binding. Bases 1 to 1023 code for a protein of 340 amino acids. The transcript is spliced from 2 exons. The record is from RefSeq and is a predicted model, not a curated record.
AUGACUACACCCGCUGAACGGGCACAAUUGCUCACACCCGCCGCCGUCCAGGCCGCAUACGGUCUGAUUCAGCCAUAUGUGCACCGCACCCCAUUGCUAACAUGCAAGACUCUCGACUCCAUCGCUUCAACCCCGCAAUCCUCCGAAUCCCUCGUCGGCACUCCAUUUGAGGGUCAAACACCCGCCCGUCCAAAGUUCCGCCUUUUCUUCAAGUGCGAGAACCUACAGCGAAUCGGUGCCUUCAAGGCUCGGGGAAACCAUGCACAAGCCCUCGCUCUCGCCGCCUCAACCCUCCACAUCCCCGCCCACAUCGUGAUGCCGAGUAUCAGUACUUCGUCCAAGAUCGCCGGCACCCGCUCUUACGGCGCAGAAGUCAUUUUCAGUGGCUCAACAAGCGUGGAGCGAGAAGCCGUCGUUGCAGAGGUACAAGCCAAGACAGGUGCCAUUCUGAUCCCACCGUACGACGACUUCAAUAUCAUCUGCGGACAGGGCACAACGGCGUUGGAGCUAGAAGCACAAUACACGGAACAAGUCCGAUCAGGGACUCUCGAUGCUGUGAUCACGCCUGUUGGUGGCGGCGGUCUCAAUUCGGGCGUGGCCACCUUCUUCUCCGACAAGUCGACUCGCGUCUUUGGCGCGGAGCCUGCCUUUGAAGGGGCGGAUGACUGUCGGCGUGGACUGCAGGCUGGAGAGCGUGUGCCCAAGGUUUCGACCCUGACGAUUGCCGAUGGGCUGCGGACGCCGGUUGGAUUGCUCAAUUGGGAGGUCAUCUCCAAUAAGCGUAAGGUGGAGGGUGUGUUCGCUGUCACGGAAGAGCAAAUCAAGGCAACCAUGCGCCUGGUGCUGGAGCGCAUGAAGGUCGUGGUGGAACCGAGUGCCGUCGUUGGACUGGCGGUUUGUCUUUUCGAUGAAGAUUUCCGGAAGCGUGUCGAACAAGAGGGCGGCGAGACGGGCUGGGACGUGGCAGUCGUGUUCAGCGGAGGUAAUACAACUGUAGAAGCUAUUGCCAAGUUGUUCGGCUAA